AUGGCACCGUGGAUCCGUCUUCUCUCCUUGACUCUGCUGUCCGGCUUCUUUCACACUGAUAGUAGCUUGAAAGUCUUUCAGUCCCCACGGGAUGCCAGUGCAGUCCUGGUGCGACCAAAGAGAGCCAAUUCCUUCCUGUUUGAGGAGUUCUUGCAGGGUAACCUGGAGAGGGAAUGUAUGGAAGAACGAUGUACCUAUGAGGAGGCCAGAGAGGUCUUCGAGAAUGACCAAAAGGCUCAAGCCUUCUGGACGGUGUAUUACGACGGUGACCAGUGCCAGUCCAACCCGUGUCUACAUGGUGCGACCUGCACCGACAAGAUUGGGGGCUACAACUGUACCUGCACCGAACUGUACCAGGGGGUCAACUGCGAGAGGGAUGUAUCCCAGUGUCACUCUGACGGCCCCUUGUCCUGUGAACAUUUUUGUCAUCCUUCCUUCCACUCGUACAAAUGUUCCUGUGCGGACGGCUACAAGAUCCACAGCGACGGGAGGUCCUGCCUGCCUGAAGGUCCGUAUCCCUGUGGGAGGGCUCCCAUUCAAAGCCAUGCUGCCCCACAGCCAAACCUGAGCGACCUUCCCUGCCCACAGGGUCACUGUCCAUGGCAGGUCCGGUUGAUUCAUGCCAAUGGGGAGGAAUUCUGCAGGGGUGUCAUUCUGGGCCAGCACUCACUGCUGACCACCGGCAGCUGUGUCUCUCAGGAUCCCAAUUUCCUUGUCAUCGCUGGCCCAGGGGACGAAAAGGACCCCAGUUUGAGGAUGUCUGUGUCCAAGAUCAUCGUGCACGACAAGUACGAAAAUAACACCACGGGGAGCGACCUAGCCAUGGUGCAGCUAUGGCAGCAUUUUCCGUACGGCCCCGCGGCGUUCCGGGCCUGCAUCGCCGAGCGGGACUUCAGCGAGAACGUGCUGAUGAAGGUCGGGCGCAAGGGCCUGGUGGGCACCCUGUCGCCCUCGUACCUCCCCCUGCAGCUCUGCCAGGCAGAACUGAACCUCACGUUCACUCUCACCAACAAGAUGUUCUGCACAAACGCCCAAGAUGCACCCAAGGCAGGUAGAGGCCAGAGUGGCUGCGGCCUGCUACCUGGCAUGCCCAUCGUCACGAUGGAGAAGAGGACUGCCUUCGUCACGGGGCUGCUCAUCUCACCCCCAGCAAAUGAUUGUAGCAAAGGAUACACCUUCACCAAACUCUCUCGCUACCAACCCUGGAUACAAAGUCAUCUAGAUAACAUUGAAAAGUGA
Molecule: messenger RNA, 1239 nt
Organism: Paramormyrops kingsleyae
Lineage: Eukaryota; Metazoa; Chordata; Actinopteri; Osteoglossiformes; Mormyridae
Source: RefSeq, a predicted model, not a curated record